UGUAAGCAAUAGUAUAAUCACCAAACAAAGUCUAAAACGGUGCAGAUAAGAAUUUAAAAAUUGAUUUUUUUUUAAAUUAUCUAUAGCCAGCUAUUAUCAUAUAUUUUUAAAUCAAAAUUAUAAGACAUAUAUUUAUAUGAUGUUUGAUAGCAUUAGGAUUGGAUUUGCUAAAAGAUACUCUGUAUUUUGAUGUAUACUGGUGUUAUGUAAUUAUUUUUCAAGGUCGUUUUCAGAAUGUGUCGUUCAAGCUAUUCGCGGAUAGCAAUUUGCUGUUAUUACAUAUACAUAUAUAUGUGUGUACAUAUAUAUGUAUAUAUACAUAUAUAUACUUGUGUUCAGUUACAUCUCAUGUUUGCAAUUGAUUGAAAUGUUAUUUAUAUGGUCGCAAGAUAAGAUUGCGUACCUGCGCGGAAGAUUUUUAAAUUGAAAAAUUUAUAGAAGUUUAAUAAUGAUUGUUAAAACGUACGUUUUUACACACGCAAUCAGCAUUUAUCUAUCAAGUACUGAUAAGUAAUUGAUAAUCAGUCAAGAUUAUAGAAAGCAGCAAUAUCGUGAAAAGAACAAUACAGAUAAACUUUUUAUCAAAUUUCAUUGCUACUGCUUACUUUAAAGGCGGAAGUGUAUAAUAAACUAACUUUCUCACUAACAAUCAGGGAACAAACCAUUAAAAAACAACUAAUUCACAAUGAUAAGUGUCCCAUUUGUUUUUAAAAUUUUACUUUCUAUUCUUUUACCAUUGUGGCUAUAUGUUUGGAUUAGUAGAACAGUUAAGAAAUAUAAUACAUCAUGUUUAAACUUGAAACAAGAUAUUCCAAGUACUUAUUUCUUAUUAAAAUAUUGGUGGGCAGAAUAUUGUAUUAAUAGGAUAAAAAAGAAAGAAAGACAUUCAGAUUAUGAAAAAAAUCACCUAGAAAAUUCAAAAAUUAAAGAUAAAAAUAGUGCCAACAGCAUAUUUUUUUAUGGUGCAGAUCAAAAAGGGAAUUCUUUAGUAAUUAAAUUUACUCGUAGAGCAUUCAAAAUAGCAGAAAUAUCAUUGCAACUUGUCACAUCUGAUGGUCAUCUAUAUGUCUUGCCUGAAUAUCCUGAUACAACUUUAACAAGUAGUCUAACUCAGGAAUGGAUAGCAGGUGGUCUAAAAAUUGAAUUUUUAGAUUUUCAACGACGUUGCAGGAUAAUUUACAAUGGAAUGCUUAGAAACUUAACUCAGGGUGAUGAAUGCAAUGAUGAUAAUGUUGAACACGUUCGCUUCAAUUUUAUAUUUAUUACGAAUUCCUCCCAACCAUUAAGAUGGCCAGAAGAUUGGAGUUCAAAAUUACAUGCAGAAGCAUUAGCUUGUGAACCUUGGAAGAAUCCUGACUGGAUAAAUAAAAUAAAGUUACUUGAGUAUACAGGUUUUGAUCAAUGGGGAUCUAUGAUAGGUCAAAUAACAUAUAAAGAUGGAUCUGUCUCUUCACUGUAUUUGCGCGGACUUCAUCAAUAUCGUUGGGGGAAGCAUGAAUCUUAUGAAUUUUAUGAAUCAGUUACUUUAUUUGGAGUAAUGUUAUAUGGCGCUAUGUAUUAUCUUAAUAUGAGUAGUACAAGAUAUAGUUUUCCACAAAUACAGUUUGGUCAAUAUAGAACUAAUAAUGAAAGUAUAGCAGAGAUUAGCAAGAUAGGACUCAAAUUAUCCGAUUUUAAACAAAAAAAACUUAAUAAUAAUUUGGAAUAUAAAACAUGGUUCAUAGCUGAAAAUAAAAAGUACGAUAUUAUCAUAAAACCUAAUAAGACAAUAACUCUAUAUUAUGGCCAGCCAUGGAAUUCGCUAAACAAAAUUUUCACUGUGAAGUUAGAAAUGAAUGGAAAAUCAGGUGUUGGAUUAAUGCAAUUAUGGUCUCUCUACAAUGGAUCAUAUAAAGCAAAAGUGCAUCCACCUUUACAACUGUUAAAACAACCUAGUAUUUCUGUGCAAAAAAACGAUUAUGUUGUAUAUUUUAAUGAUGGAAAAUGCCAAAAUGAAAAUAUUGUCGGUGGAAAAGGGUUUUCUCUUGCAAUGUUAACUUCUGUUAUAGAUACAGAUUUUGUUGUACCAAAAGGAUUUUGUGUGACUGUUUUUGCCCUUGAAUUGCAAUUACAUAGACAUAAAGAAUUGCAAGAAAUAAUUAAUGAUAUUGAGAAUGUUAGUGUUGGGAAAAAAGAUGGUGAUCUUCAAAAAUAUUGUGACGAAGCUAUGCGUAUCAUCGAGUCGACUCCUAUUAUUGACGAAGUAAAAGAUGCAAUUUUAAAAGCAAUAGAGAACUUAGAGUCAGAAAACAAUGAUGAUAAACCAUAUAGGUAUGCGAUAAGAUCUAGUGCUGUAGGUGAAGAUAGCGAAGAAACUUCGGCUGCUGGCCAAAAUUCAACUUAUUUAAGUAUCCAAGGUGAAGAUAAUAUCAUCAAGAGUGUAGCUAAGUGUUGGGCGAGUUUGUUUUCAUAUCAAAGUGUUAAAUACAGAAAACAACAUGGGAUGUUUGUAAAGACAUCUAUGGGCGUAUGUGUACAAAAGAUGGUAAAUGCUAGUGCUGCAGGUGUUAUGUUCACCAGACAUCCGACUACUGGAGACCCGUCAAAUAUUCUUAUUACAGCUAAUUAUGGAUUAGGAGAGUCUGUUGUUUCAGCAACAGUUGAACCAGAUACAAUAAUUGUUCAUAAAAGUUGGGAUAAUGAAUUGACUGUAACAAGUUCAGUAGCAGGGAAUAAACAUCAAAAGAUGCUAGCAAGUGAAAAUGGAGUUGUUACAAUCGAACUCAAUGACCAAGAAAACAAAACAAUUUGUUUGUCAGAAAAAAUUGCUCUGCGAUUAGCUACUAUAGGAAUAGAUUUAGAAAUGUUAUUUGGUAGUGCCAGAGAUAUAGAAUGGGCAGUAGUCAAUGAAAAUAUUUAUUUACUUCAAGCUCGACCUAUCACUACUUUAUAUACGUGGACAGAUUUUGAAUUAAUGCACGAAUUGGAUUCAGGCGUCCCAAGCGAUAUUGACAUACUUACAUUUGCUAAUGUAGGCGAAGUUUUUCCAUAUCCAAUAUCACCUUUAUCAAUUUCUAUAACUAACAGACUACUUAAUUUGUCAACGGCUAUUGCACUUCAAUCUUUAGAUUGUAUUUUCUUCCCUAUCGUUACUAUGAAAUGCUGCAUAAACUAUUAUAAUGCGUUUUUACGAAAACCUGGAGAAACUAUAACACUUUUCAAUAAAGUCACAGAUAUAGCUAUUAGCGGAGCUGUUUUAGUCACACCAGAAAUGUUAAAAGUUGCUUGUGAUAGAAACGGCGUAUGUAGUCGCCUAGAUGGAAUUUUGCUCCUAUAUGACAUGGUAAAGGAUACAAUGAAAAAUAGCACAAAAGAAAAAACUGCACAGAAGAUUCGUCAAAAUUUAAAUUUAAAUGCAGAAGAUUUUCAUACCGCUUAUAGUUUAUAUAAUGAAAUUAAUCAACAUAAAGAGGAAUAUUUAAUGGCAGGAGAAUGUCAUUUGCAUACAUCAAGAGUUAGUGUUAUUUAUCAAAUUUUUGCAAUGGGUUUACUAACACAUGGCUACAAAGAUCUUGUGCAAGAGCACUUUUCAGAUAUCGCAAUUUUGUUAGGUUCUUGCAGCGAUAUUGUUAGUGGUGAAGUGGUAACAGGACUUAAUAAAAUAGUGCAUUAUAUUAAGAUGAAUGAAAAAGGCGAAGAAUUUAAAAAAAUUGAUCCUAAUAAAGGUAUCGAUUGGUUAAAAAUUAAUUGCCCACAAGCUGCAAAGGAAUUGAAUAAUCUUCUUAAAGAGCAUGGAUAUAGAUGCAUUCAAGAGAUGGAUUUUAUAUCAGAACCAUGGUCUCUUAGACCUCAAGAUCUUAUUAGUACACUUCAGAUCAUGAUGGCGGCUGUAAAACAGAAAAAUUCAAGCAAAUCGCUUAGUCCAGAGGAGACAGUGGCGCAAUUGAAGACACCAAAGUCGAAACGUAUUAAAUGGAUUUUGGAAAAACUUGUACCCCUAUGUAGACAAUCUGUCAUUCGUCGAGAAAUGACGAAAUCAAUAUUUGUAUAUGUUAUACAUAUAUUUAGGCUAGCUUAUAGAAGACUAGGAAAAUUGAUGGUUUUAGAAGGAUAUUUACCUAGCGAAGACUUAAUAUUCUUUUUAACGAACGAAGAAAUAGGGAAAUUAUUGAGUCAUCACGAUACAUCAUUAGUACAAAAAGCUUCCCGUAGGAAAAGAAUUUUUCCUCAGUUAAAAAAUAUGGAAUAUCCAGAAGUUAAUACUGGAAUGCCAAUUCCUAUGAAGAGUAAUGUAGAUAUGGUAGUAGAUGAAAAAUCUGAAAAAAUUAAAGGAAUGUCGGUAUGCGGAGGCUCUGUUCUUAACAGAGCAUGUGUAAUCACGGAUUUAUCAGAAGCACAUACAAUACAACAGGGUGAUAUUUUAAUUACUCAUGCUACUGAUAUUGCUUGGAGCCCAUAUUUCCCAUUAUUGAGCGGUAUAGUUACAGAAUUAGGAGGACUUAUAAGUCAUGGAGCUGUAGUAGCUAGAGAAUACGGCCUUCCAUGCAUAGUUGGAGCUAAGAAAGCUACACAAAUAUUUCAAACAGGAGACACUGUGCUAUUAACCGCGGAUACUGGUGUUUUGCAGUUGGUGAAGAAACAUGAUUAAAAAGGUUACAAUUUUUAUUUUCUCUUGUAUCAUAUGUAUUUAUAUAAUUUAACAAUUCAAGGUGAAAUUUGCUUCAUUUAUUCACAUUAAUAGCGAUGAAUGUGCAAACUGCAAUAAAGGAAUCUAUUGUAAUAAUA
Messenger RNA from Bombus pascuorum, 4764 nucleotides. RefSeq lists its product as uncharacterized. Lineage: Eukaryota; Metazoa; Arthropoda; Insecta; Hymenoptera; Apidae. Bases 686 to 4627 code for a protein of 1313 amino acids. Gene Ontology annotation, biological process: phosphorylation. Gene Ontology annotation, molecular function: ATP binding; kinase activity. The record is from RefSeq and is a predicted model, not a curated record. The transcript has 18 exons.